UUCCUCAGUAACAGGAUCACCACAAUUCAGGAUUCAAAACGCACGCAUUCGAAACAAUACGGACGCCCAUUUGAUAACAAUUUUACGUGCUUGAAUACAAAUAAAUUUGAUAGCAAAAAGACUAAAUUCUAGAAGGGAGUAGUUGUUCUUAUCAAACCAGGCCAAGUCAUCAUAGCUGACUACCAGAUAUUGUUACUUGUUCUUGCUGCAUAAUAACCUGAGCUUCUCUACUGCUUCUAGCAAUUCUCCUUCACCUUCUUCUCUCAACUUUUUAAUCAAUUCUCUACCUUUUUCUCUCUGUAGUUCUCCCUCUUUCUUCUCAACGACCACCUUAUUUAUGACUUUAGUAACCUCGUCCCUCUAUAGAUCAAGUGUUUAAGCCCUACCUAUAGUGAAAAAAAAUCUAAAAGAGAAGCCAAACCACCAUUUUGUGUUAGCUCCUUAUACAGUCUUUUUAGACUCCUCCUCCCUCUCCCCUAAAAUAGGAUAGAUUAGGUUAUAUAAAUAUUAUGUUACAGGCAUACAUCCCAAUCUAAAGAACCAACAAAGCCUUAGGAUUCCCAACCAUUCAAUCAUCCAUGGAGGGAACAAUGAGUGAAUCUAGUGCUCCUAGAUUUAGAGUUUUGAUGUUCCCAUGGCUAGCUCAUGGCCACAUCUCUCCCUACUUAGAGCUAUCCAAGAGACUCUCCGAAAACAACUUCCACAUAUGCUUUUGUUCUACAGAGAUCAACCUGAAUUUCAUCAAGAAAAGUAAAACCUUUGAUGAGAUUUCAUCAAUAGAACUAGUACAACUUGAUUUGCCAGAUCUGCCUGAACUCCCUCCCCAGCAUCACACCACAAGAAACCUCCCACUCCAUCUCAAAUCAACCCUCGAGCGUGCAUUUUAUAUGGGAAAAGCAAACUUCCAAAACAUCCUGAGCACUUUGAAACCCGAUUUGCUAAUCUAUGAUGCUCCCCAGUCAUGGAUAUCGGAGCUGGCAGCACUGAAUCAUAUCCCUUCUGUUCUUUUCAUAAUAGUUGCUGCAGUAAACUUGUCUUUUUUUUAUCAUGCCGUUAACUGUGGAAUCGAUGGUACUAAUGAGGCUUACCCUUUUCCAGCAAUUUAUUACAGGGAUUAUGAAACGAAGAAAAUGAUAGCUAUGUCCCAGGAAUCCAAAGAAAGUUUACCCGAAGAUGCUGCUUUUUCUCCCAAGUGUUUUGAACUAUCUUCUUUUGUUUUGGUGAAAAGCUGGAGGGAAAUUGAGGGGAAAUAUAUAGAUCACUUUUCUUUCUCCUGUGGCAAGAAGGUGUUAGCUUUAAAUCUUCUUAAUGUUCAAGAUGAUGAUACCAAGGAGGAGGAGAAUAAUUCCCAUAUCAUGAAGUUUCUGAAUGGUAAAGAUGAAUCAUCAGUGAUUUAUCUUUCUUUUGGGAGCGAAUACUACUUGUCGAAGGAAGAAAGGGAAGAGAUAGCACAUGGGUUGGAGCUGAGCAAUGCUAACUUCAUAUGGGUACUUAGGUUUCCUGUGGGAGAUUCUAUUGCCCUAGAAGAAGCUUUACCCGAAGGGUUUCUGGAGAGGGUGAAAGAGAGAGGGAUAGUGGUGGAUGGAUGGGCACCACAGGCUAAAAUUCUUGAGCAUCCAAGUACUGGUGGUUUCUUGAGUCAUUGUGGAUGGGGUUCUGUGACAGAAAGCAUGUAUUUUGGGGUUCCAUUGUUAGCUUUGCCCAUGUUCUAUGACCAGUUUCUUCAAGCUAGACUUGCAGAAGAUAUUGGUGUCGGUAUUGAGAUUUUGAGAGGUGAAAACGGGCAGACAAAUAGGGAAGAGGUUGCUAAAGCCAUAAAAAUGGUUGCUUUGGAGAAUGAAGUGGGAGAAUUAUUGAGAGAAAAAGCUAGAGAGUUGAGUAACCAGAUGAGAGGAGGAGGAGAAGGAGUGUUGCAUGAAGCAAUAAAGAAGCUAAAGGAUUUAUGCAGCAAGAACAAGUAGCAGAACUGCUGAAUCUGAGAUGGAUAGAUAUGAUAGAAAAUGUUUGAGACAGAUAUUCAAUGAUUAACCUUCCAUAUGCUGAUAGUAUAAGCCAAGGAUUAUCAUUACAGCAUUUUUUUUCCCUAAAAACUCCGUACCGAUUGCUGUGGAGCUAAACUGCAGUUGUAAUAUGUAUUCAUUUCGAUUGAUGCCAUCGGCGUUACUGAUACAGGUUGUUACAGUGUGAAAUUCGC
Molecule: messenger RNA, 2194 nt
Organism: Coffea arabica (coffee)
Lineage: Eukaryota; Viridiplantae; Streptophyta; Magnoliopsida; Gentianales; Rubiaceae
Product: beta-D-glucosyl crocetin beta-1,6-glucosyltransferase-like
Molecular function (GO): UDP-glycosyltransferase activity
Source: RefSeq, a predicted model, not a curated record